Molecule: messenger RNA, 2952 nt
Organism: Dermacentor silvarum
Lineage: Eukaryota; Metazoa; Arthropoda; Arachnida; Ixodida; Ixodidae
Product: spermatogenesis-associated protein 20-like
Exons: 13
Coding region: 156-2648 (830 amino acids)
Biological process (GO): carbohydrate metabolic process
Source: RefSeq, a predicted model, not a curated record
AGAUGUACGAUUCAGGGGAGAGUGUGCGUCUGUAACCGUGGUGUUCGUUCGUGUGUGUGCGUGUUUACGUACAGCAGGUACUACAACGUCGCGUUAUUUAUUUUCUGAAGCCGCACGUGUGCGAUGAUGCGGAGAGUCGUUGCCCACGCGCAUAAAUGAACUGCUGUUGGGCUCGCGUGACAGCCUUGCUUGGGCACAGCGGCAUCAACACGCUUUCGCGUCGAUGUCCUCGCUUGCACGAGCUUGAGAAUCGAAAGUGCUUCUGCUACGCUGCCGUACUUGGAAGGUCCCUGUUCGCGAACGCAUUGCCAAGGCGCUGCAAGCGACCACUGCUUUGUUUAGGCGAGAUGGCGGCCUCGUCUACUUCCUCAGCACUUGUCUCAACUUCAGCUAGCUGCAGGAAAAAUCGGCUUGCCUACGAAAAGUCUCCGUAUCUUCUGCAGCAUGCCAAUAACCCUGUUGACUGGUACCCUUGGGGUGAGGAUGCCUUCAAGAAGGCCAAAGAAGAGGAUAAACUAAUUUUCUUGUCUGUGGGCUACUCAACGUGCCACUGGUGCCAUGUGAUGGAGCGGGAGUCCUUUGAGAACGCCGAGAUCGCCCUGCUCAUGAACAGUCACUUCGUCAACGUCAAGGUGGACCGGGAGGAACGGCCGGACAUUGACCGCGUCUACAUGACCUACAUCCAGGCCACGUCCGGAGGCGGCGGUUGGCCCAUGAGUGUGUGGCUCACGCCCGACUUGAAGCCAGUCAUCGGUGGCACAUACUUUCCGCCCGACGACCGGUACUAUGGCCAGCCUGGCUUCAAGACUCUGCUGAACAACAUUGCUGAGCAGUGGCGGCAGAACCGGAUGAAGCUCAUCGACCAGGGAACCCGCAUCUUCCAGAUCCUGCAGCAGACGUCCGACGUGCGCGUUUUUGGCGGGGAAGGCGUACCCAGCUCCCCUCGAGGCAGCGAAGGGAACCAGAGGUGCCCGUCUGCGCCCGACGUUGCCACCACCUGCUUCCGGCAGUUGGAGCGGUCGUACGACAUCACCAUGGGGGGCUUCGGGCGCGCCCCGAAGUUCCCCCAGUGCGUCAACCUGAGCUUCCUGUUGCGGUACCGUUCCGUGCUCCUCCAGGGGGAGCCCCCGUCGGAAGCGAAGCCAGCCGUGGACGGGGCGCUCGAGAUGACUGUCCACACACUGAUCAUGAUGGCACAGGGUGGGAUCCACGACCACAUUGGCAAGGGUUUCCAUCGCUAUGCGACAGACGGCAAAUGGCACGUGCCGCACUUUGAGAAGAUGCUGUACGACCAGGCUCAACUGGCCCGUGCUUAUAGCGAGGCCUACCAGGUGACUCACGACCGCCGGUUAGCGGACGUGGCACGCGACAUUCUCUGCUACGUCGAACGGGACCUCAGCCACCCGAGUGGUGGCUUCUACAGCGCGGAGGACGCCGACUCGUACCCCACUCUAGUGGAGAAGGAGAAGAAGGAGGGCGCCUUCUGCGUCUGGGAGGAGAAAGAAGUGCGUCGUCUGCUCACAGAGCCGCUUCCCAGUUGUGCGGAGAAGACCGUCGCCGACAUCGUGUGCCGUUACUACGACAUCCGGAAGAACGGCAAUGUCGACCCCAUGCAGGAUCCUCAUGACGAGCUCAAGAGGAAGAACGUGCUCAUUGUGCACGAGUCCAAGGAGUCGUUGGCCAUGUGCUAUGGCCUCGAGGUGGGCGUGCUGGACGCCAUGCUGGAGCGGGCCAGGGAGACCCUGUUCAAGGCGCGCCUGCAAAGGCCCAAGCCACACUUGGACGACAAGUUCCUCACCUCGUGGAAUGGGCUUAUGAUAUCCGGCUUUGCCACUGCGGCCCGGACACUGAACCAGUCGGUCUACCUGGACCGGGCCCUCAAGUGUGUGGAGUUCAUCAAGAAGCAUCUCUACAACCCUAAAGAGAAGACUUUGAUCCGGAGUGCCUACCGAGGAGCUGACAACUCAGUUGUGCAAGUGUCACAUCCCAUCCAAGGAGUGCUGGAGGACUAUGCCUUCAUGAUCCAGGCACUGCUGGACGUGUACGAAGCCUCCUUCGAUGUGUCCUGCCUGAUGUGGGCCGAGGAGCUGCAGGACACGCAGAACAUCCUCUUUUGGGACAGCCAGGACAUGGGAUACUUUCUCAGCAAUGGCGAGGAUCCCACAGUUGUGCUGCGUCUUAAAGACGACCAGGACGGGGCUGAGCCGAGCUCCAACUCGGUGUCCCUGAACAACCUGGUGCGACUGUCGGUGCUGCUGCAGCGCGACGACCUCCGCGAGUAUGCCGUGAAACUGGCCUCCGCGUACGGCCAGCGCAUGAUCAUGGUGCCCCUCGCGCUACCCGAAAUGGUGUGCGGGCUCAUGCGGUUGCAGGCUGGGCCUCAGGAGGUGGUGAUUGCAGGACCCCGGGACGAUCCUGGCACAAAGGAAUUGCUGUCCUGCCUGCGGCAACACUUCUUGCCCUUCGUCACCAUCAUUCUGGCCGACCAGGAUCCAAACAACCCACUGCGCAAGCGGCUGAAGAACUUCGACAGCUACACCUGCGUCGACGGCAAGCCCGCUGCGUAUGUCUGCCAGGACUUCAAGUGUUCCAAGCCAGUCACGACCGCAGCCGAGCUCGAGGCACUUUUAACUGCCAAGGAGAUAUAGUGCCCCGAGGAUGUGGCAUUGCAGUGUUUUGGGCAUGUUCUUAUAGGGGACACAGCAGAACAGUAGCACAGACUUGUGUAGGUCGAGAAACAGUGCUUACGUGUAUAGUUUGUUCCAUGUUUUUUGACUUCACCUGCUAGUGCUUUUGUUUUUGAUGCAUCCUAAGAUGUUGGUUGUUGAAGCGGUUGUUAUGUCGUCAUAGCACGUUUUGGUGGCCCAGCUUUUUUGGGCACUUGUUGCAGUGUUGCGCACAGAAGUGUCGUUGGCACUGGGAAUUGAAGAAUAAAGGUUCAGCUUUGUUUCC